Messenger RNA from Budorcas taxicolor (takin), 3117 nucleotides. It is a transcript of the gene SEZ6L, whose product is annotated as seizure related 6 homolog like. Lineage: Eukaryota; Metazoa; Chordata; Mammalia; Artiodactyla; Bovidae. Gene Ontology annotation, cellular component: neuronal cell body; endoplasmic reticulum. Bases 1 to 3117 code for a protein of 1038 amino acids. The record is from RefSeq and is a predicted model, not a curated record. Gene Ontology annotation, biological process: synapse maturation. The transcript has 18 exons.
AUGGCCUUCAGCUUGGAGCCAGCCGGCCAGCCAAACCGCAGCAUGUGUGAGCUCGGAGGGCCUUCUCACUCGACAAUCUACAAAGAUGGUCAGUACCAAUCAUCUGAUAAAAGCGACUAUGAGCCCCCAGAGGGAGAUGCCGGCCAAUCAGAUACUUACCUUCUGCCCUCCGAAAUCCUGGGGAGCAGCAGUCUGAGCAAGGAGAACCCCGAAGAGAGCGUGACCACGGCCCCUCUGAAUCCAGUGCAGUCUGGGGAUGAGCUUCGCGAGCCGGAGUUGGAAGGAACCGGCCCGUUCGCGCCUCAAGACCCGGCGGCUGUGUCUACGCUGCUUCCGCUUCCGGAGGAGCCGGGCAGCAGGCACGCCUUCCCCGCCAGGAAUAAGCCGCCUUCGCUCAAGCAGGUGAACCUGGCCAGGAAGCAGCGGAGGCCGAAGGCCACCCCCGCAGCGGCCACGCAGAGGCCCGCGUCCCCGGGCCCGGGUCUCCUGGCCUCCGCCCCGGGGAAGCCCCGCCCACCCGGUGACCAGGACCGCGUGGCCUCCGCAGGGGAGGAGACCCGCCCGCUCUCUCUGUCCUCCGAGGAGCCCCUCUGGCUGGAGCGGAAGGAAGGCACGGUCCCCACGACCCCCGCGCCCCUGCAGAUUGCCCCCUUCACCUCGCAGCCGCUGGUGGCCCACACGCUCCCCCAGAGCCCCGACCCCGGGGCGCCCGCCGUGCCGGAGGAGGCCCUGGAGGCUCCCCUCGAGGAUGCAAGCCCCGGGACGCUGACGGACAAAGGCGAGACCGAGCUGACCGGGUCAGCCUCAGAGGAGAGCCAGGAGACCACCACGUCCACCAUCAUCACCACCACGGUCAUCACCACCGAGCAGGCCCCAGCUGUCUGCAGUGUGAGCUUCUCUGAUCCUGAAGGGUACAUCGACUCCAGUGAUUACCCGCCGCUGCCCCUCCACAACUUCCUGGAGUGCACGUACAACGCGACAGUCUACACGGGCUAUGGGGUGGAGCUCCAGGUGAAGAGUGUGAAUCUGUCCGAGGGGGAGCUGCUCUCCAUCCGAGGGGUAGACGGCCCCUCCCUGACCGUCCUGGCCAACCACACGCUCCUGGUCGAGGGCCAGGUGAUCCGCAGCCCCACCAACACCAUCUCUGUGUACUUCCGCACCUUCCAGGACGACGGCCUCGGGACCUUCCAGCUGCACUACCAGGCCUUCAUGCUAAGCUGCAGCUUCCCCCGCCGGCCUGACUUCGGGGACGUCACGGUGAUGGACCUGCACUCAGGCGGGGAGGCUCACUUCCACUGCCACCUGGGCUACGAGCUCCAGGGUGCCAAGACUCUGACGUGCAUCAAUGCCUCCAAGCCCCACUGGAGCAGCCAGGAGCCCAUCUGCUCAGCCCCUUGUGGAGGGGCUGUGCACAACGCCACCAUCGGCCGCGUCCUGUCCCCAAGUCACUCUGCAAAUGCCAGUGGGAGCCAGUUCUGCGUGUGGACGAUCGAAGCUCCAGAGGGCCAGAAGCUGCACCUGCACUUUGAGAGGCUGGCACUGCACGAGAAGGACAGGAUGAUGGUUUACAGCGGGUUGACCAACAAGUCCACUCUUCUCUACGACUCCUUCCAAACCGAGAAUGUCCCCUUCGAGGGCCUGCUGAGCGAUGGCCACACCAUCCGCAUCGAAUUCACGUCCCACCAGCCGCCGGCGGCCUCAGCCUUCAACAUCCGGUUUGAGGCCUUUGAGAAAGGCCACUGCUACGAGCCCUACAUUCAGAACGGGAACUUCACCACGUCCGACCCGACCUAUAGCAUCGGGACCAUAGUGGAGUUUACCUGCGACCCCGGCCACUCUCUGGAGCAGGGCCCGGCCAUCAUUGAGUGCAUCAACGUGCGAGACCCGUAUUGGAACGACACGGAGCCCCUGUGCAGAGCCAUGUGUGGUGGGGAGCUCUCUGCUGUGGCCGGGGUGGUGCUGUCACCAAACUGGCCGGAGCCCUACGUGGAAGGUGAAGACUGUAUCUGGAAGAUCCAUGUCGGCGAGGAGAAGCGGAUCUUCUUAGACAUCCAGUUCCUGAACCUCAGCAAUAGUGACAUCCUGACCAUCUACGACGGUGACGAGGUUAUGCCCCACAUCUUGGGACAGUACCUGGGAAACAGCGGCCCCCAGAAGCUGUACUCGUCCACGCCGGACCUAACCAUCCAAUUCCACUCGGACCCCGCUGGGCUCAUCUUUGGGAAGGGCCAGGGAUUCAUCAUGAACUACAUCGAGGUGUCAAGGAACGACUCCUGCUCUGAUUUGCCCGAGAUCCAGAACGGCUGGAAAACCACUUCUCAUACGGAGCUCGUGAGGGGGGCCCGAAUCACCUACCAGUGUGACCCCGGCUACGACAUCGUGGGGAGUGAUACCCUCACCUGCCAGUGGGACCUCAGCUGGAGCAGCGACCCCCCAUUCUGCGAGAAAAUCAUGUACUGCACCGACCCCGGGGAAGUGGACCACUCGACCCGCUUGAUUUCGGACCCCGUGCUGCUGGUGGGCACCACCAUCCAGUACACCUGCAACCCGGGCUUCGUGCUGGAAGGGAGCUCCCUCCUGACCUGCUACAGCCGUGAGACCGGCAGCCCCAUCUGGACCUCUCGCCUGCCCCACUGUGUCUCGGAGGAGUCCCUGGCCUGUGACAACCCAGGGUUACCGGAGAACGGGUACCAAAUCCUCUACAAACGGCUCUACUUGCCUGGAGAGUCCCUCACCUUCAUGUGCUACGAGGGCUUCGAGCUGACGGGCGAAGUGACCAUCCGCUGCAUCCUGGGACAGCCGUCCCACUGGAGCGGGCCGCUGCCCGUCUGCAAAGUUAAUCAAGACAGCUUUGAACACGCCUUAGAAGUAGCAGAAGCGGCAGCAGAGACAUCUCUGGAAGGAGGAAACAUGGCUCUGGCUAUCUUCAUCCCCGUCCUCAUCAUCUCCUUACUGCUGGGAGGAGCCUACAUUUACAUCACCAGGUGCCGCUCCUACUCCAACCUCCGCCUGCCUCUGAUGUAUUCCCACCCCUACAGCCAGAUCACCGUGGAGACCGAGUUCGACAACCCCAUCUACGAGACGGGGGAAACCAGAGAGUAUGAAGUUUCCAUCUAG